AUGCUAUUAGGAGUCUGUUCAAAUCUGUCUCCGUCUUUUCAUAUCUAUCUAUCUAUCUAUCUAUCUAUAAUUAUGGCCACAACACUAUCUAUCUAUCUAUCUAUCUAUCUAUCUAUCUAUCUAUCUAUCUAUCUAUCAGUAGAUAUACAUUUCCUCUCUUUCCGCCCACCAAUGUUACUUUUUUUUUUCGUUCCCAUUCUUCUUUUCCUCAACAUUAUUCCUUUUUAUUUUGUUCAUUUUCUUCACUCUUUUCCAUUUCCUCUCGUUUCCUUUCUUUUCCUUAAUAUUAUUUCUUUUUAUUUUGUUCACUUUCUUCUUUCUUACAAAUUCCCAUGUGUUACUUUAGUGUCUCCUCUUUCCUCCUACAAAUUUCCUUUCUUUUCCUUAAUAUUAUUUCUUUUUAUUUUGUUCACUUUCUUCUUUCUUACAAAUACCCAUGUGUUUUUUAGUUUCUUCUCUUUCCUCCUACAAAUGUUAACGUUUUAUGUUUUCGUUUCUUCCUUUUCCUCAAAAUUAUUCCUUUUAAUUUCAUUCUCUUUCUUCUCUUUCCUCCCUACAAAUUCCCAUGUUCCUUUUACUUUUCACUUUUCUUCUCUUUCCUCCUACAAAUUUCUUUUAAUUUUUCACUUACUAAUCUCCACUCUCUUUCUUCCUGCCGAUAUUAUCCUCUUUUUAUUUAGUUCCUUUCUUUUCCUUAAUAUUAUUUCUUUUUAUUUUGUUCACUUUCUUCUUUCUUACAAAUUCCCAUGUGUUACUUUAGUUUCUUCUCUUUCCUCCUACGAAUUUCCUUUCUUUUCCUUAAUAUUAUUUCUUUUUAUUUUGUUCACUUUCUUCUUUCUUACAAAUUCCCAUGUGUUACUUUAUUCUUUUAAUUUGCACUCUUUCUUCCUGCCGAUAUUAUCCUCUUUUUAUUUAGUUCCUUUCUUUUCCUUAAUAUUAUUUCUUUUUAUUUUGUUCACUUUCUUCUUUCUUACAAAUUCCCAUGUGUUACUUUAUUCCUUUCUUUUCCUUAAUAUUAUUUCUUUUUAUUUUGUUCACUUUCUUCUUUCUUUUUAUUUCUUCAAAAAUUCCCGUUUUAUGUUUUCGUUUCUUCUUUUCCUUUCUUUAAUUCUUUCCUCCUACAAAUUUUUUCUUUUCUUCCUUUUCCUCAAUUUUCCCUUUAAUUCUUUUACUUCCUGCCGAUUCUUUUAUUUUGCAUCCUCUUUUAUUUCUCUUUUUAUUUCUUUUCUUUUCCUUAAUAUUAUUUCUUUUUAUUUUGUUCACUUUCUUCUUUCUUACAAAUUCCCAUGUUUACUUUAUUCCUUUCUUUUCCUUAAUAUUAUUUCUUUUUAUUUUGUUCACUUUCUUCUUUCUUACAAAUUCCCAUGUGUUACUUUAGUUUCUUCUCUUUCCUCCUACAAAUUUCCUUUCUUUUCCUUAAUAUUAUUUCUUUUAUUUUGUUCACUUUCUUCUUUCUUACAAAUUCCCAUGUGUUACUUUAGUUUCUUCUCUUUCCUCCUACAAAUUUCUUUUAAUUUGCACUCUUUCUUCCUGCCGAUAUUAUCCUCUUUUUAUUUAUUUCCUUUCUUUUCCUUAAUAUUAUUUCUUUUUUUAUUUUUUCACUUUCUUCUUUCUUACAAAUUCCCAUGUGUUAUUUCUUUAUUUUCUUCUCUUUCCUCCUACAAAUUUCUUUUAAUUUGCACUCUUUCUUCCUGCCGAUAUUAUCCUCUUUUAUUUCAUUCCUUUCUUUUCCUUAAUAUUUUGUUCAUUUCUUUUUAUUUUGUUCACUUUCUUCUUUCUUACAAAUUCCCAUGUGUUUCUUCCUUUUCUCCUCAGAAAUUUCUUCUCUUUUCCUCCUCCUACAAAUUUCUUUUAAUUUUGCACUCUUUCUUCCUGCCGAUAUUAUCCUCUUUUAUUUCAUUUCCUUUCUUUUCCUUAAUAUUAUUUCUUUUUAUUUUGUUCACUUUCUUCUUUCUUACAAAUUCCCAUUUUCUUCUCUUUCCUCCUACAAAUGUUAACGUUUUAUGUUUUCGUUUCUUCCUUUUCCUCAAAAUUAUUCCCUUUAAAUUUCAUUCUCUUACUAAUCUCCUCAAAUUUCACUUAAUUCUUUUUAAUUUGCACUCUUUCUUCCUGCCGAUAUUAUCCUCUUUUUAUUUCGUUCCUUUCUUUUCCUUAAUAUUAUUUCUUUUUAUUUUGUUCACCUUCUUCUUUCUUACAAAUUCCCAUGUGUUACUUUAUUCUUUUAAUUUGCACUCUUUCUUCCUGCCGAUAUUAUCCUCUUUUUAUUUCGUUCCUUUCUUUUCCUUAAUAUUAUUUCUUUUUAUUUUGUUCACUUUCCCAUGUGUUACUCUUCUCUUUCUCCUACAAAUUCCAUGUUUACUUUUCCUUUUCCUCAAAAUUUCUUUCUUCUCUUUCCUCCUACAAAUUUCUUUUAAUUUGCACUCUUUCUUCCUGCCGAUAUUAUCCUCUUUUUAUUUCGUUCCUUUCUUUUCCUUAAUAUUAUUUCUUUUUAUUUUGUUCACUUUCUUCUUUCUUACAAAUUCCCAUGUGUUUUCUUUAGUUUCUUCUCUUUCCUCCUACAAAUUUCUUUUUAAUUUGCACUCUUUCUUCCUGCCGAUAUUAUCCUCUUUUUAUUUAGUUCCUUUCUUUUCCUUAAUAUUAUUUCUUUUUAUUUUGUUCACUUUCUUCUUUCUUACAAAUUCCCAUGUUUCUUUUAAUUUGCACUCUUUCUUCCCUGCCGAUAUUAUCCUCUUUUAUUUCCUUUUAAAUCAUUUCCUUUCUUUUUCCUUAAUAUUAUUUCUUUUUUAUUUUGUUCACUUUCUUCUUUCUUACAAAUUCCCAUGUGUUACUUUAGUUUCUUCUCUUUCCUCCUACAAAUUUCCUUUCUUUUCCUUAAUAUUAUUUCUUUUUAUUUUGUUCACUUUCUUCUUUCUUAUUAUUUCUUUUUAUUUUGUUCACUUCCCUUACAAAUGUGUUACUUUUUGUUCUUUUAAUUUGCACUCUUUCUUCCUGCCGAUAUUAUCCUCUUUUUAUUUCAUUCCUUUCUUUUCCUUAAUAUUAUUUCUUUUUUAUUUUGUUUCACUUUCUUCUUUCUUACAAAUUCCCAUGUGUUACUUUUUUCCUUUCUUCUCUUUCCUCCUACAAAUUUCUUUUAAUUUGCACUCUUUCUUCCUGCCGAUAUUAUCCUCUUUUUAUUUCGUUCCUUUCUUUUCCUUAAUAUUAUUUCUUUUUAUUUUGUUCACUUUCUUCUUUCUUACAAAUUCCCAUGUGUUACUUUAUUCUUUUAAUUUGCACUCUUUCUUCCUGCCGAUAUUAUCCUCUUUUCCUAUUUCAUUUUAUGUUUUCUUUCUUUUCCUUAAAAUUAUUUCUUUUUAUUUUGUUCCUCUUUCUUCUUUUAAUUUGCUUUCUUACCUGCCGAAUUCCUCUUUUUAUGUUUUUUUCCUUACUUUUGUUUUUCUUCUCUUUCCUCCUCCUACAAAUUUCUUUUUAAUUUGCACUCUUUCUUCCUGCCGAUAUUAUCCUCUUUUUUUUUUCCUUUCUUUUUUCUUUCUUUUUCUUUUUAUUUUAUUUCUUUUUCUUUUUGUUCACUUUCUUCUUUUCUUACAAAUUCCCAUUUAUGUUUUCUUUUUCUUCCUCAAUAUUAACGUUUCUUCUCUUUCCUCCUACAAAUUCAUUAACUUUCCUUUCCUUAAUAUUAUUUCUUUUUAUUUUGUUCACUUUCUUCUUUCUUACAAAUUCCCAUGUGUUACUUUUUCUUUUAAUUUGCACUCUUUCUUCCUGCCGAUAUUAUCCUCUUUUUAUUUCGUUCCUUUCUUUUCCUUAAUAUUAUUUCUUUUUUAUUUUGUUCACUUUCUUCUUUCUUACAAAUUCCCAUUUCCUUUUAAUUUGCACUCUUUCUUCCUGCCGAUAUUAUCCUCUUUUUAUUUCGUUCCUUUCUUUUUCCUUAAUAUUAUUUCUUUUUAUUUUGUUCACUUUCUUCUUUCUUACAAAUUCCCAUGUGUUUACUUUAGUUUCUUUUCUUUUUCCUCCUACAAAUUUCCUUUCUUUUCCUUAAUAUUAUUUCUUUUUAUUUUGUUCACUUUCUUCUUUCUUACAAAUUCCCAUGUGUUACUUUAUUUUUUAAUUUGCACUCUUUCUUCCUGCCGAUAUUAUCCUCUUUUAUUUCGUUCCUUUCUUUUCCUUAAUAUUAUUUCUUUUUUUUUUGUUCACUUUCUUCUUUCUUACAAAUUCCCAUGUUUUCUUCUUCUUUUUCCUCCUACAAAUGUUAACGUUUUCCUGUUUUCGUUUUUCCUUUUCUUCCUGCAAAAUUAUUCCUUUUCCUUAAUAUUAUUUCUUUUAUUUUGUUCUUUUCUUUUUUUCAUUCUCUUUUGA
Messenger RNA from Acanthosepion pharaonis, 4350 nucleotides. Lineage: Eukaryota; Metazoa; Mollusca; Cephalopoda; Sepiida; Sepiidae. The record is from the annotation of a GenBank genome assembly.